CCUUGCACUACGGCCUCAGCGAACGUGGGAGCCCAUCGGUUUCGGUCACACAGCUUUAGGAUCGCGGUGGCAAAUGUUUUCCCUUUAAGCGUGGGGGCGGCUCCCGGCCAGAAGGCGCGGGCUGGGCGGGGUUGAAUUCUGGGACACCGAGCACAACGUGGCCACGUGCUUCCCGAGUCGCCCGCAAAAGGGAGCAGUACCCGUGUGCCUCUCGGCCUGCACAGCGCAGCGAUGUCCGGAGCAUCAGCCAGGAGCCUGGGGAAGGGAAGCUCACCUCCCGGCCCGGUCCCGGAGGGUCAGAUCCGCGUCUACAGCAUGAGGUUUUGCCCCUUCGCUCAGAGGACGCUGAUGGUCCUGAAGGCCAAGGGAAUCCAGCACGAAAUCAUCAAUAUCAACCUGAAGAACAAGCCUGAGUGGUUCUUUAAGAAGAACCCCUCUGGGCUGGUGCCGGUUCUGGAGAACAGUCAGGGUCACUUGGUCACCGAGUCUGUCAUCACUUGUGAGUACCUGGAUGAGGCAUACCCGGAGAAGAAGUUAUUUCCAGAAGACCCGUACGAGAAAGCUUGCCAGAAGAUGACCUUGGAGUUAUUCUCUAAGGUGCCGCCUUUGGUUGGAAGCUUUAUUAGGGCAAAGAGAAAGGAAGACCGUCCAGGCAUCAAGGAAGAGCUGAAGAGAGAGCUCACCAAGCUAGAGGAGGCUAUGGCUAAUAAGAAGACAACCUUCUUUGGUGGGAAUUCUCUCUCCAUGAUUGAUUAUCUUAUCUGGCCUUGGUUUCAACGCCUGGAAGCAUUGGAGCUCAAUGAGUGCGUAGCCCACACUCCAAAACUCCAGCUCUGGAUGGCCGCCAUGCAGAAAGACCCCGUAGUGUCGUCCCACUUCAUUGAUACCAAGACCUACGGGGAUUUCUUAAGUCUCUACCUACAGGACAGCCCCGAGGCCUGUGAUUGUGGGCUCUGAAGGGCAAGAGCCCUCAGCCAGUGUUUUCCUUCACUGGUUGAAUAACGUGCUUUUAUUUUACCCAAUAUUCUCACUGGCUCAUUUCUCAUAAUUUGACCUUAUGGCCUAAACUGGGUUUCCUCUGGGGGCUCCGCUACUGCAUUUCUGUUUCAGAACAGUCUGUUCUAAUGGCCCUAACAGUCCCCACUAACACCCCUGAAACCAUCACCUCUGGUUUGAUCCAGACUUCUAGAUUUGGAUUUCAAGAAAAAUGUCAAGUUUUUGAUUUCUCGUCUCUGGAAA
Apodemus sylvaticus (European woodmouse) is the source of this 1239-nucleotide messenger RNA. RefSeq names its product glutathione S-transferase omega 1 (gene Gsto1). NCBI's taxonomy places the organism in Eukaryota, Metazoa, Chordata, Mammalia, Rodentia, Muridae. Gene Ontology annotation, molecular function: glutathione dehydrogenase (ascorbate) activity; glutathione transferase activity. Gene Ontology annotation, biological process: L-ascorbic acid metabolic process; glutathione metabolic process. Gene Ontology annotation, cellular component: cytoplasm. The coding region runs from base 232 to 957 and encodes 241 amino acids. The transcript has 6 exons. The record is from RefSeq and is a predicted model, not a curated record.